UAAAACGUGCGACGGCGACCAGUUUUCAUAUCACUACCGUUUGAGUUCUUGUGCUGUGUGGAUAUCCUCCCGACACAAAGCCGCUCCAUCAGACCGAAAGACUUAAUUUAUAUUUAUUUAAUUAAUUUUAAUAAAAACAGACCAAAACUUACAAAAUGUGUGACGAAGAAGUUGCUGCAUUGGUUGUCGAUAACGGCUCUGGCAUGUGCAAGGCCGGUUUCGCCGGAGACGAUGCGCCCCGCGCCGUCUUCCCCUCGAUUGUGGGCCGUCCCCGCCAUCAGGGCGUUAUGGUCGGUAUGGGCCAGAAGGACUCGUACGUUGGUGAUGAGGCCCAGAGCAAGCGUGGCAUCCUCACCCUCAAGUAUCCCAUUGAGCACGGUAUUGUGACCAACUGGGAUGAUAUGGAGAAGAUCUGGCAUCACACCUUCUACAAUGAGCUGCGUGUUGCCCCCGAGGAGCACCCCGUCCUCCUGACUGAGGCUCCCCUCAACCCCAAGGCUAACCGUGAGAAGAUGACACAGAUCAUGUUCGAGACCUUCAACACACCCGCCAUGUACGUGGCCAUUCAGGCCGUACUCUCACUGUACGCUUCCGGUCGUACCACCGGUAUUGUGCUGGAUUCCGGUGAUGGUGUCUCCCACACCGUCCCCAUCUAUGAGGGUUAUGCUCUGCCCCAUGCCAUCCUCCGUUUGGAUCUGGCUGGUCGCGAUCUGACCGACUACCUGAUGAAGAUCCUCACCGAGCGUGGCUACUCCUUCACCACCACCGCUGAGCGUGAAAUCGUCCGUGACAUCAAGGAGAAGCUGUGCUAUGUGGCUCUGGACUUUGAGCAGGAGAUGGCCACCGCUGCCUCUAGCUCCUCCCUGGAGAAGUCUUAUGAGCUUCCCGACGGUCAGGUCAUCACCAUCGGCAAUGAGCGUUUCCGUUGCCCCGAGGCCCUGUUCCAGCCCUCGUUCCUGGGUAUGGAGGCGUGCGGCAUCCACGAGACCACCUACAACUCGAUCAUGAAGUGCGAUGUGGAUAUCCGUAAGGAUCUGUAUGCCAACACUGUCCUGUCCGGUGGCACCACCAUGUAUCCUGGUAUUGCCGAUCGUAUGCAGAAGGAGAUCACCGCCCUGGCCCCGUCCACCAUGAAGAUCAAGAUCAUUGCUCCGCCAGAGCGCAAGUACUCUGUAUGGAUCGGUGGCUCCAUUCUGGCAUCGUUGUCCACCUUCCAGCAGAUGUGGAUCUCCAAGCAGGAGUACGAUGAGUCUGGCCCAUCCAUUGUCCACCGCAAGUGCUUCUAAGAAGGAGGAUCAUCAUCACCAGGAUGAGGAUGUGGAGGAGGAGAAGGAGAAGGAUGAUUGGAGGGAGAAGAAAGAAUUCAACUCGAAGGCGCAAGUGCGAGUGCGAGUGCGAGUGGUGGAAGUUAAGAAGAGUGCAGCACAACAACAACAACAACACCAUCUAAUGCAGAAACAGCAACAACACACCAUCACCAUCAUCUGGCGUGUUGUGUUCUAGAAUUAAUUUAAUUUAUUCCAUGAGAUAAAAUGUACUAUGUAUUUUUGUUUUUUUUUUUUUUUGUAUACCUUUUAAUAUAACAAAAACUACAACAAAAAAAAAUUAGAUGAAACGAGAACAGCAUAAUUCUGCCAUUCCAUGGACACAACACUCACUCUCACCCACACACCCACACACACACACACACUAUACACACUACACACUCACUCUCUCACACAAGAACAACAAAAAAUGCGUAAAAAAGACAACAACACACACACAAACAAGAUUGAAGAGAAAUUCAUUACAAAACACAAACAACACACUAGCGUUUUGUAAAAUUCGUCAGCAACCUUAUGUAUUAUUUUUUAAUUAUGAUGUAAUUAUAAACAAAGUGAAACAAAAAUAUGAAAACAAGGAAAAAUCCAA
Molecule: messenger RNA, 1911 nt
Organism: Drosophila ananassae
Lineage: Eukaryota; Metazoa; Arthropoda; Insecta; Diptera; Drosophilidae
Product: actin-5C
Exons: 2
Coding region: 156-1286 (376 amino acids)
Biological process (GO): mitotic cytokinesis
Source: RefSeq, a predicted model, not a curated record